CUCCUUCCUGUGCUGCUGCUCGUCCCGCAUACAGAAAGUUGGCAGCCAUUAGCUUCUAUUGAUCGAGGUGGUUUAUGUUUGGUCGUGUAAAAGCUUUACCCUGCAGAAGCGAGCAGAGUAAGCGGGUUUGCAGUGUGCUUUGUGCUCGUUAGUGUACACAGCAGUGCAGUGAGUGCACAGUGGACGAGGCGGAGCCGGGAGCCGAGCCGAGUCGAGUCGAGUCGUGUCUCUCGGCUGUGUUCGGCUGCAGUCGGGCGCCGCUGUGCUGAAUCAGAUGGACGCAGGCGAAGUGGCGGCGGUGAAACGGCUCGGGUUUGCCGGAGCGGAGGAGGAGAAGGCCGGGGGACUGGAGGAGGAAGAAGAGGAGGAGGAGGAGGAGGAAGAGGAAGAGGAGGAGGAGGAGCGCUCCGAAAGCGAGCCGGAUGAAGCCGAAGUGAGCACGAUGCCCUGCAUGGCGGAAGCGGCCAACAUCGCCAUAGCCGAGUCCCUGCCGAACACAGACGACGGCGAAGCGCCGUUUGCGGAGGUCACAACGGUUACUGUCAGUGAUGUCCAGAAUGCAGAUGACAACGUUUUCUCAACAUCCGUUGCCACGGCAGCCUCCAUCCCUGAACAUGUGCUUACAGGUAGAACCACGCUGCAGAUCGGCGACAGUCUCAGCACGCAGAAGGCAACCCUGAUUGUCGUGCACACGGAUGGGAGUAUAGUAGAUGCCACGGGCCUGAAAGCCACGACAGCACCCAUGACGCCAGGGCCUCAGACUCCCUCCACACCUCUGACUCCGAGUCACGAGAAAGAUGUGAGCAAGUAUAACUGGGAUCCGUCCGUGUACGAAAACGAGCUGCCCGUGCGCUGCAGGAACACCAGCGGUGUCCUCUACAAGAACAGACUAGGUUCAGGCGGCAAAGGACGUUGCGUCAAAUACAACAAUAACUGGUACACUCCGACGGAGUUCGAAGGGCUGGCCGGAAGAGCCAGCAGUAAGGACUGGAAGAGGAGCAUUCGUUAUGCUGGGAGGCCUUUACAGUGCCUUAUACAGGAGCGCAUCCUCAACCCCCAUGCUGCCUCUUGUACAUGUGUGGCCUGCUGUGAUGAUCUAGCUGUGAACAAGGACGGAUCCUUCGGAGGCGACAGCAUAUCUAUGACCGGACCCGUGCGACUCUUUGUCCCUUACAAGAGGCGAAAGAAAGAGAGUGAGCGCCCGGCAUCUCCAGAGAAAAAGGAGGAACCGUCACCCAAGAACAUUACUCUAGCACCUGGGGCCGCAUUCACCGUGACCCCAUCAGGUCAGCUCACCACUACAGGCACACUGACCUUUGAUCGAACGGCAACUGGAGACGCGACGACCAUCAUUUCCGACAGCCCUGCCGCUUCAGAUGUCUUCAGCAGCACAGCAGUGCUGACCACGCUGCCGGCGCUGACCGUCAUCCCUCAGCAGCCCAUCUUACAGGCUAAAGGUCCCUCCGCAGCCGCAAUGGCCAACGGCUUGGAGACGAGCGAGCAGCGCACCUGGCUGUACCUAGAGGAGACGGCCAACACGCUACUCAACACUGUCCAGCAGCUCAAAGCACUCAUCGCCCAGGCCAAACAGGCCAGCCAAGCCAGCAGCAGCCUGGAGAAAAGCAACUGCAGCAGGAAGGAUUCUUUUCCCAGCCAACUGUCGCUGACUGAUGACACAGAGGGGAAGAUUACUGAAAUUAUCAUCAAGCAUACCUGUGUGAACUGUGGGCGUGAAGCUUCCAGCGAAUGUGCAGGCUGCCACAAAGUCUACUACUGCUCUAGCUUCUGCCAAAAAAAGGUUAAGCUGCCUCUUCAGUCCUAUUCAAUAAAACAAGGACUGGAAGGAUCACCAGCACAGUUGCUCUCAGCCCAGUGUAGCUGUGGGAGUUCAUGACGAGGCUCACAUAGCCAGCAUGGAGGUAGAGAAAGUCAAGGCAUAGCCCCGAUAUGGACACAUGCAACGGUCUUGGAAUAAUCCCACCCUCACCCUCUGUGAUGUAGAAAUACACUAUAAGGCUAAAAGUAUGUACUGUCGAUGGCUUACCGUCACGAUGAUAUUUGGUGCUUCUACAAACCAUUGCCACAAGGCCAGAAGCACACACUUGUAUAGAAUGUCUUUGUAUGCUGUAGUCUUACAAUUUCCCUUCACUGGAACUUAGAGGCCCAAACAUGUCCCAGCAUGGCAACGCCCCUGUGCACAAAGCGCGAGCUCCAUGAAGACAUGGUCUGCCAAGGUUGGAGUGGAAGAACUCCUGCGCAGAGCCCUGACCUCAACCCCACCGAACACCUCUGGGAUGAACUGGAACGCCGACUAGUAAACAUGACCGCGGAUGAGGACUAAAUCUGGAACGGGAUGUUCAGCAAGCACGUACGGGUUUGUCGGCGAGGCGUCCACAAACUUUUGGCCGUAUAGUGCAGGACACAUUUGUGUGCAACAUUCCUGGAGGAGCAUAACGCCAGAGACUGAAAUGAAACAUCUAUGCAAGAUUAGGAAACAUGGAGCUGCUCUUGUAGACCAUGGGACGUUGUGUGCGAUUCUUAUCACGCAUGACUUAACACACACACGCAAAAAAAGAUUACCGUGAUUAAAAAUAUAGAUGUUGUGAAGUCAUGAAAACGAAAGCAUGAUGUCAUUUUGUGAAGCAAGAGCCGAGCGAAAAGCGUCACGGAGCACGAUGAUGCAUAUGCGACUUUAUUUGUUUAUACACUGCACGUUUGACGAAAUGAAAUGUGAUAUACGUCAAAGUGUCGUUCGAUGAGUAACGGCUACUGUCAUCGAAUAGUACUGAUUGGCUUGAAUUCACCCAAAUGUCCACACUGACCAACAGACACCAGCAUGCAGAUUUACAUUUACUCCAGUCUCCAUUGAGCACUUGAAUGACGGUUGAAGUACCACAUGACAAACUACUUUACGAAACAAAACGGACGUCCAAAAGGGUCAAAAAAUGACAUUUACUUUGUGUGUGUGUGUGUGCUCGCGCUGUGUGCUGUCUCUCAUGCAUCGUGAACUACCAGGCUAGGCUAGCCUAAAAUAACCCGGCAGCAGAGAUUAUUUUAUCCUUAUUUGGCUGCUUGUUCAAAUCGACUCGCACUUCUGUAAUUAGAGAACUGAAUAUAAAUUAUAUAAACAAACGCAAAACCACAUUUAGAGCUGCUCUAAUUACUCCAGUACAUACAUUAUUACGGUAUUAUAGUGACUAAAUGAAGUGGAACACGGUUUUUCACCAGGCUGCACAACUCACCAUGUGACCUCACGUGGCCAUCUUUCUGCUUUUUCAUCUUUGCUGAACAGGACCGAACAAGUACGUCUGUCUCGAUGUGUUUCAGGCAGCACGCUAAAACAUGCAAAACUGCACAUCUGACCUAAUAAGAGGUUUUUCCUUGCGCUACUGGAAGGCGCAUCGUUUUAGAGUUUUGCGUGUGAUAUGCGUUAUCAUCCCCAUAACACCCAUACUCAUCAGUGAGCAUGAAGGAAAAAAACUUGCAUGUCAUAUUUCCAGCACUGGCGUUCUGUUAUUAUUCAUAACCACAGGUUAAAUUGAAUGAUUAUUGAUUUCAAUAAGAAACAGCAGACUGUCCUACAGAUCUCUAGUAGCGAGGUUUCAAACCGUUUACACCGCAUGACACGUACAAAUGACUAGAAUUGUCUACGACAGGCAAAACUGAACAAAAAAUCGUCCCGCGCGGGAUACUUAUCGCCUGGAUAUGAGGGUUUGCGGCAGAGCGAAAUAUGUGGUUUUGAUAGCAAGACGUUCUGGAUUUAUGGUUUUCAUUUUGGAGGCUGGGAAACGGGGCUUGUUUUCAAGAAAUAGACUAUUUUAUAUUAAAGCUGAAGUCCAGUCAGGGCUUGCAUAAACGGGCGUACUCAUAAAAUGUCACACUAGGCGAAACCUGGCUUGUUUUAGCAAGCAUCAAUUUAGCUUUUUCAAACGGGCUAGAUUGAUCAAUUUUAGAUUUUUUCCGAUUAACCUUUAGCUCUCAGCGUUCAGUGGUAUUUAUGAUUCAUGUGCUUCAUUUUUCUCCUGUCUCUGGCAGAAAAUAAAUAUGAUGUU
Messenger RNA from Ictalurus furcatus (blue catfish), 4052 nucleotides. RefSeq names its product DEAF1 transcription factor (gene deaf1). Gene Ontology annotation, cellular component: nucleus. Lineage: Eukaryota; Metazoa; Chordata; Actinopteri; Siluriformes; Ictaluridae. Gene Ontology annotation, molecular function: DNA-binding transcription factor activity, RNA polymerase II-specific; DNA binding. Bases 275 to 1894 code for a protein of 539 amino acids. The transcript is spliced from 13 exons. Gene Ontology annotation, biological process: regulation of transcription by RNA polymerase II. The record is from RefSeq and is a predicted model, not a curated record.